This is a messenger RNA of Solanum dulcamara, 802 nucleotides long. RefSeq lists its product as uncharacterized. The transcript is spliced from 2 exons. NCBI's taxonomy places the organism in Eukaryota, Viridiplantae, Streptophyta, Magnoliopsida, Solanales, Solanaceae. The record is from RefSeq and is a predicted model, not a curated record. Bases 215 to 547 code for a protein of 110 amino acids.
ACCAUAGAGGAUGACUUUUUUUCUUCAUCAUCUAAAAAUGGAGAACCACUGUCGUCUCCACCUUUACUCUCUCCCUCACUAAAGCCGCCACAGCCCCUCUCUCAAAAAAUCCCUCUGCCACCGCGCCUCUUCUCUCUAUUUUCUCUCUGUCGACGCCUUUCGCUCUUCCUCUCCUCACCGACGAAUAGCAGUAACAACCAACGCUGCAGUUGCGAUGGUGAGCUCCAAGCAGCAGCCUCCAACAGCGAUGACAAGCUGCAACAACGCGCAGCAGCAAGCAGGGACGCGCGGUAGCGGUGAACUCCGCCCAGCAACGGCGAACACCAGCAGCCAGUGCCGCUUCUUCUUCUCCACGCAACAGUCAGUGCUGCUGCCUCUUCUCCACAUCGCUCCUUCGAUGUCUUCGGCAACAACCAUGGCGAGUCUCGCUAGAUUAACAGGACAAGAGGUCGAAGACGGAUCUCCACAGAUCCGUCUUGGUAAGGGUUUGGAUUUCAAAGUUCAAGACAUGAAGAGUUCAUUUGGAACAGGAUCCAGAUGGUUUUAGUUUCUUGUUUUAUUAUUUCUAUUUGUGUAUUAUUCUUGCUUAAUUAUUUUUGGCAUGUAAUAAUAAACUUUGUAUAUAAUAAAUGGGGGAGAAUACAUGGGGAGGGAAUAUACUUGCUACUUGCUGUAUUUAUUUAUUUUUUUAGUUUAUCAUGAAUUUAUGUGUGCUUAGGAUACAUGUGAUCUAGUUAUACUACUCAUUUUCACAUGCUUGGGUCCAUUUAUUCAUGAUAUAAAUAUUUUAAUUUUUACAAGA